Molecule: messenger RNA, 758 nt
Organism: Pelagomonas calceolata
Lineage: Eukaryota; Pelagophyceae; Pelagomonadales; Pelagomonadaceae
Source: the annotation of a GenBank genome assembly
UACCAUCAUUCCCAGAAGCUUAGCCCCCCGGCCCGCUCGCCGCGGCAGUUGUGCGCGACCAACUUCCCCGGCGGCGGCCCGCUAAAAACAAAAUGGCCCGAGAAGAAGUAGGGCCCUUCUUCAAGGACGUGGGGCAGCCAGACCCGGUCGUCGGCCCACAUCCGAUCGUAGGGUAUUUCUUCCGGCGCGUGGAAGAGGCCCACCGCCUGGCCGCCGUCCACCGAAGCUUCAUAUACGAAAACGCGCAUCGGUUCCUCGGAGCAGUCCCGGAACGUAAACAACAUAACUCCUGUGCGCACGCACGACUCGACCUUGACGCCCGACGCCGCCACCGCCUCGGCCACCCGCGCAUCGACGUCCUCGUUUUUCGAAAGCGCCAGGCCGAAGUGGAGCUUCCACCCCACAGCAUUCGGCACCUCCAGCAAUAUGCACCUCGUCCGUCGAUUGAUGAAGAGCACCAUCGCGUGCUCGCGGCAGUCGAUCGACGCGUCGUCGACAAGAGUUAUCUGUUGGAAGGGGUCCUUGGCACAAUAGACCUCCUCGCCGUGGAUGGGCUCGAACAUGAGCGGUGCCGUCUGACUGUUCGUGAGCGGUGUCAGGUAGCUGGACAUGGUGAGUGCUUGGGUGCGCAGCAGUGUGCAGAGCAGGCAGUGCCUUAUUCGCAUGCGGGACGGUCGUGCGGUGCGAAGGCGUACUGGAAUAUGAUCUAUUCGCAGCCUGGUGCCCGUAAGCACGCCAGGCUCGAAAAGGGCAGCUAG